Messenger RNA from Macrobrachium nipponense, 594 nucleotides. RefSeq lists its product as uncharacterized. The record is from RefSeq and is a predicted model, not a curated record. Lineage: Eukaryota; Metazoa; Arthropoda; Malacostraca; Decapoda; Palaemonidae. The transcript has a single exon. Bases 1 to 594 code for a protein of 197 amino acids.
AUGAGUGUGGAAGGUUUGACUGAAGUGGAGAGGCUGAAGGAGUUGAGGUUGGAGAGAAAAGUGAGAGGACGAUUGGAAGUAGAGAAUGAGAGGUUGAGGGUAGAGUGUAAGAAGCUGAAGAGCAAGUUAGAGAAAAUGAGGGGAAUGCUAAGGAGUGUGAAAGUGGAAAUGAAAGAAGCAGAGAAAGGAGCGGAACAGCGGAUGGCUGAGAUGGUGGGUGAAAAGUUGGGGUUGAUAAUGAGUGAUGUGCAAGAGAUGAUGAAGGAAAUGAUGAAAGGGUUUUUUGGAGAGGGAGCUGUAGGAGGUAGGCCUACUGGGUCUUGUGAUGGGCCAGGAGCAAUUAAGAAAGUGAAAGAACAAGUGGAUGAAAGUGUGAGUGAGGAAAGUAAUAUGGUUGUGGUAAAUAAGGAGAAGAAAGAGAAGGUGCAGAAUAGGGAUAGAUCAGAGCAGAAGGGUAAGAAGGGAGUUGAGAGUAAGGAAAGAGCUAAAGGGAAGAAGAUUAGUAAGGAUCGUGGGCAAAAUAAGAAGAGAAUGAAUGAAGAUGAGAAUAGAGUUGAGAGUAAGGUGCAGGAUGAGAGUGAUGAAUUUAGAUAG